AUGACUUCACCAAUAAUUGAUAAGUUUAAACAACUUGACGCGUAUGCAAAAACUUUGGAAGACUUUAGAAUAAAAACUGCAACUGGUGCUGCAAUUACCGUCACCGGAAGUUUUGUUAUGAUUUUGCUGUUUCUAUCAGAACUUAGUAUGUACAUGUCUCCGAAUAUUUUCGAAGAAUUAUUUGUUGAUACAUCAAGAGGUCAUAAGCUUCGUAUAAAUUUCGAUAUAACCGUACCCAGAAUUUCAUGCGAUUAUUUGGUAUUGGAUGCAAUGGACUCCUCAGGGGAACAACAUCUCCAAAUGGACCAUAACAUACAUAAAAGAAGAAUAGAUCUGGAUGGAAAUCCUAUUGAAGAGCCAAAGAAAGAAAAUUUCAUCACUUCAUCGCAAAUAAUCAAUCACAAGAAUACCAGUGUUGCCAAAGUCGAAUGUGGAAGCUGUUAUGGAGCUGCAUUCAAUGAAACACAAUGCUGUAAUACAUGUGAAGAUGUUAAAGAAGCUUAUAGGCUACGAAGAUGGGCUUUGCCAAAUCUUGCAACAAUUGAACAAUGCAAAGAUGAUGAAUCAAUAGAAAAAACAAAUCUAGCCCUAAAAGAAGGUUGUCAGAUAUUUGGCUAUAUGGAAGUUAAUAGAGUAGGAGGUAGUUUUCACAUAGCACCAGGGAAAAGUUUUACUAUAAAUCAUGUUCAUGUACAUGAUGUGCAGCCAUUCUCUUCAUCUGCUUUUAACACAACACAUACAAUAAAUCAUUUGUCAUUUGGAAGCAAUAUCAAAAGUGGCAAUACUGCUCCAUUAGAUGGAGUUAUUGGUCUGGCAAAAGAAGGUGCGGUCAUGUUUCAAUAUUAUUUGAAAAUAGUUCCAACUAUGUUUGUAAAAUUGGAUAAGUCUGUUUUACACACAAAUCAAUUUUCGGUAACGAGACAUCAAAAAUCAGUGUCAAAUGUGAACUCUGAAUCUGGUAUGCCAGGUGCCUUCUUCAGCUAUGAACUCUCACCGCUUAUGGUAAAAUAUACAGAAAAGGAGAGGUCAAUUGGACAUUUUGCAACCAACAUUUGUGCAAUAAUAGGAGGAGUCUUCACAGUUGCUGGUAUAUUUGAUACACUAUUAUAUCAUUCGCUUAAUGCCUUUCAAAACAAGAUGUUAUUGGGUAAAACUGGCUAA
Molecule: messenger RNA, 1161 nt
Organism: Chilo suppressalis (striped riceborer)
Lineage: Eukaryota; Metazoa; Arthropoda; Insecta; Lepidoptera; Crambidae
Source: the annotation of a GenBank genome assembly